Messenger RNA from Linum tenue, 1023 nucleotides. Lineage: Eukaryota; Viridiplantae; Streptophyta; Magnoliopsida; Malpighiales; Linaceae. The record is from the annotation of a GenBank genome assembly.
AUGUCUGCGAUUCGACCUGAUCCAACGAAACAGCUCGCCACGAGCAGCGUGGUGGUGGGCUACGCUCUCUGUUCCAGCUUGCUCGCCGUGAUUAACAAGUUCGCCAUCACUAAAUUCAACUACCCAGGGCUUCUGACAGCUCUGCAGUACUUGACCUCGGCGCUUGGCGUCUGGGUUAUGGGCAAAUUAGGGUUCUUGUAUCACGACGCCUUCAAUUUGGAAACUGCAAAGAAGUUCCUCCCAGCUGCCUUUGUUUUCUACCUCGCAAUCUUCACCAAUACCAAUCUGCUACGCCAUGCCAAUGUGGACACCUUCAUUGUGUUCAGAUCUUUAACCCCACUUCUUGUUGCUAUAGCCGACACUUUGUUCAGGAAACAGCCGAUCCCAUCUAGGCUCACUUUCUUGUCCCUGUUCAUCAUUUUGGGAGGUGCUGUGGGUUAUGUGGCUACUGAUUCGGCUUUUACCCUCACUGCAUAUUCAUGGGCACUUGCUUAUUUGGUGACAAUCGUAUCUGAAAUGGUUUACAUCAAGCACAUCGUGUCGAGCAUUGGAUUGAACACUUGGGGUCUGGUGUUGUACAACAAUCUGCUGUCCUUGCUCAUAUCGCCUGUGUUUUGGGUUCUAACUGGGGAGUACAGAGAAGUGUUUGGUGCUCUCGGUUCAAAUGGUGGGGAUUGGUUCAGGAUUGAUGCUUUCUCUGCAGUGGCAUUGUCUUGUGUGUUUGGUGUGCUCAUCAGUUUCUUUGGGUUCGCGGCCAGGAAGGCGAUCUCUGCUACUGCAUUUACUGUGACUGGCGUGGUUAACAAGUUUCUGACUGUUGUGAUCAAUGUGAUGAUAUGGGAUAAGCACGCCACUCCAUUUGGAUUGCUUUGCCUCCUCUUCACGCUGUGUGGAGGUGUUCUUUACCAGCAGUCUGUGACAAAUGCACGUGUCGAGCCUGUUGCAAAACCGAAAGACAAUAGGGAGCCGGAUGCAGAGAAUGUGCUUCUUAUCGAGAGAAAAGAGGACGAUGCGGAUAAGUAG